UGUCCAAUUGCGCAUCACAAAACUCCGGCUCCUUCGUCUUUUGCAUUCUCUUAGACACGGCACUCGCUGCACCGACCAGCACCCCGACGCGCAAAGAUGCAGCGCCCCAACUACGGCAACCCACCACCGGCGCAUUCACCACCUUUACACCACCCCGUUCCACAACACGUUUCCACAGUCCCUCAGCUACGGUCACCACCUCCCCCGCAACCCCCUUCACAACCUCAGAGCGGCUAUGGCUAUGGGUCACAAGCAGGGGGAAUGCCGCCUCAACAGGGCGGGUAUGGCGUGCACCCGUCGUUCGGCGGCUUCAUCAACGAUCCCACUGCUCAAUUAGGGUUCCAGAUGGGAAAGAGCGCCGUGGAUGCAGGGCAGCACUACAUGGAACAGAACCUAGGACGCCUUGUCUCAGUAUCUGCGCUGAAGCACUACUUCAACGUCACAAAUUCCUACGUCCUCAACAAACUACGCAUCAUCCUCUUCCCAUGGUGGCACCGUCCUUGGUCGCGCCAACGUCAACACACGGCCGAUCCAUCAGCCUCCGCCGCACUACUAUACCAACCUCCCCGAGAAGAUGUCAACUCACCAGACAUGUACAUACCCACCAUGGCCUUGGUGACUUACAUUCUGCUGUCAACCCUGUUCGCAGGUCUACGCGGCGCCUUUAACCCCGAACUCCUGGGCAAAACCGCUACCGUAGCCAUCGCCGUCACUCUGCUCGAGAUUCUCAUCAUCCGAACCGGUACCUUCCUCCUCGCCAUCAGCAGCUCCUCGCAACUCCUCGACCUUGUCGCAUACAGCGGCUACAAGUUUGUCCACGUUAUCGUAUCUCUGCUCAUCACCAACUUGGCCAACUGGAUCGGUUUUAGUAGCUCAUGGGUCGGCUGGGUUAUAUUUCUUUAUUGCUUCAGCGCGAACUCGUUCUUUUUGUUGAGGAGCCUGAAAUACGUGCUGUUGCCCGACAACAAACCCCAAGACGCCUUUGGGGCUCCUGCACCCGUCGGAUACCAGGAUAUCAAGACAGGUCAGAAGUCGAGGAGGACUCAGUUUUUGUUCGUUUAUAGCUAUGUGGUACAAUUUGGAUUCAUGAUCUGGUUAAGCAAGGUAUGAACUGGGUACGACUAGUGGAGUAGUGCAUCUAUGCUGGGGGCGUAGACACCGGUUGGACUUGGGAAAACAUGCGUAGCUACUCUGUUAUUAAUCACCAUGUUAACGACUCGGACAAGCGAGACGUCUCCGCGAGGGAAACGGACGCGUUUGAAAAGUACGAUGUAUUAUGUAUCUAUUAGCGUCCAGCAUCUGCAUACGCCUACUCGAUGCCAAAGACCCUUGCGCAUCCCACACUUCCGAUCUUCAUCUCGAAUCUUGCACGAUCAAUGUA
This is a messenger RNA of Alternaria rosae, 1381 nucleotides long. Its product is annotated as YIF1-domain-containing protein. Gene Ontology annotation, biological process: endoplasmic reticulum to Golgi vesicle-mediated transport. The record is from RefSeq and is a predicted model, not a curated record. The transcript has 3 exons. Lineage: Eukaryota; Fungi; Ascomycota; Dothideomycetes; Pleosporales; Pleosporaceae. Gene Ontology annotation, cellular component: endoplasmic reticulum-Golgi intermediate compartment; endoplasmic reticulum membrane; Golgi membrane. Bases 97 to 1110 code for a protein of 337 amino acids.